Notolabrus celidotus (New Zealand spotty) is the source of this 3824-nucleotide messenger RNA. It is a transcript of the gene pign, whose product is annotated as phosphatidylinositol glycan anchor biosynthesis, class N. The transcript is spliced from 29 exons. Gene Ontology annotation, cellular component: endoplasmic reticulum membrane. Gene Ontology annotation, molecular function: mannose-ethanolamine phosphotransferase activity. Lineage: Eukaryota; Metazoa; Chordata; Actinopteri; Labriformes; Labridae. Bases 364 to 3186 code for a protein of 940 amino acids. The record is from RefSeq and is a predicted model, not a curated record. Gene Ontology annotation, biological process: GPI anchor biosynthetic process.
CAGCUGUGAAAUGCACGCACGUCAACGUAAGACGUCAGAGUCAAUACACGGAAGUAGAUGUUCAUGGUACCUGAAUUUCUUGUAAUCUGCUUACAGUGAGGGACAGUUGGUUUGUAAACGGACGCUCUUUAAGACUUCGUUGAUCUGUUUUCGCACGCAAAGGUCUUCAUCUGUCGGGGACUGUGGAUAUAUAUAGUCGGCUCUUAUACGAAGAUAAAUGGAAGCUAAAUCAGGUUAAUUGGUGAAGUUGCACUUGUUAGAUCUGCUCUCUCAUUCAUUCAUCACUAAGCCUGUGUUCCCAGUGUUGUAUGGGCUGGUCCCUGUGUCGUUACAUACAAACCCAGCCCGGUGUCGGCAUCCAAAAUGCGGGUGAUCACCUUCUUUGUGGUCGGACUGACCGUCCACGUGGUUUUCUUCAUCUCCAUCUUUGACAUCUACUUCACCUCUCCUCUGGUCCAUGGGAUGACACCCCAGGCCACACCCCUGGCUCCUCCUGCCUCUAGGCUAGUGUUGUUGGUGGCUGAUGGCCUCAGGGCAGACAGUUUCUACACACUCCUCCAAAAUGGCUCAUCCAGGGCCCCGUACUUGAGGACUAUAAUAGAAGAGAGAGGUACCUGGGGUGUAUCACACACACGUGUACCCACUGAGACUCGCCCCGGGCAUGUCGCUCUCAUCGCUGGCUUCUAUGAGGAUGUUAGUGCCGUUGCUAAAGGGUGGAAGGAGAACCCCGUAGAGUUUGACUCUGUGUUUAAUGAGAGCAGAUACGCCUGGUGCUGGGGCAGCCCUGAUAUUCUGCCUAUGUUUUCCAAAGGUGCCAGUGGAGACCACAUGUAUACCCACGCAUACCCACCAGGGGAAGAGGACUUUGCUUCCACAGACGCCUCCAGGCUGGACACCUGGGUGUUCACUCAAGUCAAAUCUUUCUUUCAGGCAGCCAAAUCGAACUCCAGUCUGAGGGACAGUCUGCUGAAGGAUAAGAAUGUCCUCUUUCUGCAUCUCUUGGGCAUCGACACAAAUGGACAUGCUCAUAGACCAAUGUCUAAGGAAUACCUUGACAACAUUGGUCUAGUAGACACUGGUGUGGCUGAGAUGGAGUCUAUAAUAGAGGAUUUUUUUGGUAAUGACGGCAAAACAGCGUACGUGUUCACCUCUGAUCACGGGAUGACAAACUGGGGCUCACAUGGUGCAGGCCACCCCUCUGAGACCCUCACCCCUUUAGUGGCGUGGGGAGCCGGUGUUAACAGUGCCCAGAGAGUCACUGAACCACAACCCUAUAAAGACGGCUACCUACAAGAUUGGACUCUGGAGCAUGUUAAAAGAGUUGAUGUUAAUCAGGGGGACAUUGCUGCGCUGAUGUCCUCUCUCAUCGGUGUACCAUUUCCUCUGAACUCUGUGGGUGUGUUGCCUCUUCUAUACCUCAACAAUAGUGACCAGUUCAAGGCAGAGAGCAUGUUCACUAAUGCUAUUCAGAUACUGGAGCAGUUCAAGGUGAAAAUGACCCAGAAACAAGAGACAACAUUGUCUUUCCUCUUCACCCCGUACCAACAACUCACCGAGUCCAAACAAGCAGAGUUCAUCCACAAGGCCAGAAUACUGAUUCAGCUGGAGAAGUACGGAGACGCUAUCUCUCUGUGUCAGUCUCUCAUCUCUCACGCUCUGGACGGCCUGGUCUACUACCACAACUACGACCGCUUCUUCCUGGGUUGCAGCGUGGUUCUGGGCUUUGUAGGCUGGACCUCCUAUGUCGUCCUUGUCAUAUUGAAGACUCACGCCAGCCUUGACAGACAUCCCAGCCUCCUCAAACAGGUCGGGGGCGGGGCAUACUCUAUUCCAGACCGUACCCUGGUGAGGCUGUGUGUUAGUGUGACCGUGGUGAUCACUGUGUUUCUGCUGAUCCAAAGGAGCCCUGUUACUUACUACAUAUACUGCCUGCUGCCUGUCCCUGUGUGGUACUCUGUUCUCAAAGAGUGUGGGACUCUGACAGAUCUGAUCCGCUCGGCUCCCUCUCUGCCUUUGUGGAAAUGUUUCUGUUACUUUGUGCUGGUGGCUUUUGGAAUUGAGCUCCUGGUGGUGAGCUUCUUUCAUCGUGCCAUGCUGACGCUUGGCCUUGCUUCCCUCUCUCUCUGGCCCUUCGUGUCGGGUCUCUUUGGCACUGCAAAGUUCCGUUCACUGAGCUGGUUUCUGGGGUGUCUGUGUCUGGCUGCAUUUCCCCUGAUGCCUGUGGUAGGCAGAGAGCCCAACAUACAUCUGGUGACCUGCGCUGGUGUGCUCUCUCUCUUCACAUCAGCUUGUUUCCUCUGGUCCUCACGGCACAGAACACCGCUGCACCUCAGUGACAGGCAGCAGUUUGUAACACAGAUGAUCCACGUGGCAGUGUGUGCAUACGUGCCAUCCCUGACACACUCCAGCCUGCAGCAGAAACAGGGCCUGCCUCUUCUUAAUCAGAUCAUCAGCUGGACCACACUCGCAUCUUCUUUGCUCGUUCCUUUGUUGAGCUCAACGCGUAUCUUCCACCGCCUCCUCAGCAUAUUCCUGUCUCUCACCGCCACAUAUCUGCUGCUCAGCACUGGGUCAGAAGCCUUGUUCCCCCCUGUGUUAUCAUGGUUGAUGUUUGUUUGGAUCAACAUUGAACAGGAAGCCAUGCUCGCUCAGGGUGUUUCUGGCAGACAAGAGCUCUCAACCAUUGACUUCUCUGCAAACAUCGACAUCACAAAGAUCCGACAGCUGAAGCUGGAUGACAUCAGACGAUCUUAUUUUUUUGUAUUUUUUAUCAUAACAGCUUUCUUCGGCACAGGAAACAUUGCUUCCAUCAACAGUUUUGACCCAGCGUCCAUUUAUUGUUUCCUCACCGUCUUCAACCCCUUCAUCAUGGGAGGGCUCAUGAUGUGGAAGGUCAUCAUUCCUUUCAUCAUAGUCAUGUGCACGUUUGAGACCAUUCAAGUCGCAACACAGCUCUCAUCCAGAAGUUUGUUCCUUAUCGUCCUGGUCAUCUCCGACUUGAUGGCUCUGCAUUUCUUCUUCCUGGUGCAGGACUACGGCAGCUGGUUGGACAUUGGAACCAGCAUCAGCCAUUAUGUGAUUGUGAUGUCUAUGACCAUCUUCCUGAUGUUACUCAGUGUGGUCACACACACCUUCACCUCAAAGAGAUUCAUCCUGUGGAGGAGACACAAGAUGCACUUCACCUGAACACGCAUGCUCCAAGCAGAUGUUUAAUAUUUAUUUGACUGUUUUUAGAUACUUUUAUAAAGAUUUGCCUUAUUAAGAAAUGUAUUUAUAUAGAUGAUGUUGUUUUAGGGCUGUGAGCACUGUUUUGUAAUAAGCCAAGUUUGGGAAAUCCUCCUGUUACAUCUUCCUUUGAGUCAGUUCUCUAAGUGGUCCACUGAAAACUGUUAGAGGACUUAACCAUUGACCUAACUGUGAAAUCACACGACACUGCGCUGUAGAUACUCUCUGUGGUUUACCUGACUCAUCAGCUGUUUCUGUCUUUGUGUCGAUGUUUGUUAUUAUUUCAGUGUGUCACGUGGUUGAAGGGAAUGAUUGCUUGUUAUUAAUCUUACCUCUGUGGUUAACACUCUCUCUUGCACUGUACUCUUUUGUUUCACUCUCAUUCUCUCUGCAUUAAUCAUUGAUGAAGUCAUGAAAAGCUACUUGAAUAUUUAACCAUGAAUUAUGUCUUUGCCAAGGGUGCUGAUUUAUGAUCUACCAAAGAAUGUAAGCUCUUUAUGCAUAACAUCCUGUAAAAAAAUCUCAUGUUUAGAAUGAAAAGGGAUGCUGUUUGUAUUUAUUGACUAUUUGUAUUGAUAAAAAUGAGACUAUUAUGAAAA